AAUGUUUAUGGUGACACCCUUCCAACGGGAAUUUAAGAUCACUUUCGAUUUCAACCGAACCGCUCAUUAAUAUUUUGAUAUGUAACGAUUACGACAUAGUUGCGUUACAUUACGCUUUAACCAAAACUCGCUUUGCAGCUGCUUUUGUUAUUGAUUUUACCCACUUUCUCUUCUCCAGUGCAGUGCCACAAACCGUUAUUGGCUCCAAAGCAAAUUAAGAGAAAUUUUUUUAUACUUCGACAAUGUUUUGCAUUUAUUACUUCAUAAACAGCCAACGAAAGUAUUGUAUAUUAAAAAGAAAACUUUCCUGAUAACAAAGUCACAAAUAUGUCAGCCAAAGCCAUUUCCGAAGCCACUGGCAAAGAUAUAUUGAAUCGUUUUUUGAACGUGAAUGGAGCAUCUGGAGCAGCACAAUGUCGUUUCGCAACAGUCAACACAGAAACGGAUUGGUCACAGUUGACCGUAAAAAAUCCUUGGCUUUUGGAUACUCCACUAGUUGUGAAACCGGAUCAAUUGAUAAAGCGCCGUGGCAAAUUGGGUUUAAUCGGUGUUAAGAAAAAUUACGAGCAAGUCAAAGAAUGGAUUGGUGAACGUAUUAAUAAGGAUCAAAAAAUUGGUAAUGCUGUGGGCAAACUACGUAACUUCAUAAUUGAACCUUUUCUGCCGCACGAUGAGUCCGAAGAGAUGUAUGUCUGCAUUUAUUCGCACCGCAGCGCUGACACUAUUCUCUUCUACCAUCAAGGUGGUGUUGAUAUCGGUGAUGUUGACGCGAAAGCCCUGAAACUGGAUGUGUUGGUUAACAAAGAAACGUCCGUUGAGGAAAUCACCACAAAAUUGUUGGUUCACGUCGCUGACGUGGCCACAAAGAAACGUAUCGCUACUUUUAUAUACGCACUGUACAGAGCUUAUGUUGAUCUUUACUUUACCUAUUUGGAAAUCAAUCCUUUGGUCGUGACUAAAACCAGUAUGUACAUUUUGGAUUUGGCCGCCAAAUUAGACUCAACGGCCGAUUUCAUAUGCCGCCCAAAAUGGGGUGAUGUUGAGUAUCCACCACCAUUCGGACGUGAUGCUUAUCCCGAAGAGGCAUAUAUAUCCGAUUUGGAUGCCAAGAGUGGCGCUUCAUUGAAGCUGACAAUAUUGAAUCGUAAUGGUCGUAUUUGGACUAUGGUAGCAGGUGGUGGCGCCAGUGUUAUUUACUCAGAUACAAUUUGUGAUUUGGGCGGCGCUUCUGAGUUGGCCAACUAUGGUGAAUACAGUGGUGCACCUUCUGAGCAACAAACAUAUGAAUAUGCCAAGACAAUCUUGACACUUAUGACAUCAUCACCCAAACAUCCCGAAGGCAAAGUGCUGAUCACUGGUGGUGGUAUUGCCAAUUUUACAAAUGUUGCUGCAACCUUCCGUGGUAUAAUAACGGCCCUGCGAGAAUUCCAACCUAAGCUGGUCGAACACAAUGUGUCGAUUUUCGUGCGUCGUGCCGGCCCCAAUUAUCAAGAAGGCUUGCGCAAGAUGCGCGAAUUCGGCUCCACACUUGGCAUUCCAUUGCAUGUGUUUGGUCCAGAGACACAUAUGACGGCGAUUUGUGGUAUGGCGUUGGGUAAACGACCCAUUCCACAAACUACCGCAGCGGAAUUCUCCACGGCCAAUUUUCUACUACCCGGCGGUCAGCAAGCACAAGCGGAGUUGAAGACGUCAGAGACUGCAGUGAGCAAUAAUGGCGGUAUAGGUUCAUCACCACAAUCGAUUAAACUACCACCUAUUUCGGCAGAUGACUCUUUCGCAAAUGAUUCUGUGCCAAACAAUGCUGUAAAUGCGCAUACGCGCAGAUUUUUCAGCGACAAAACGAAAGCUAUCGUCUGGGGUAUGCAGCAACGCGCUGUGCAAUCGAUGCUCGAUUUCGACUUCAUUUGCAGACGUGAUGAACCGUCCGUUGUCGCUAUGGUAUAUCCCUUUACAGGUGAUCAUAAGCAAAAGUACUACUGGGGCCACAAAGAGAUUCUUAUUCCAGUUUAUAAGAAAAUGUCCGAUGCUGUUAAGAAUCACAAAGAUGUUGACGUAAUGGUGAAUUUCGCCUCAUUGCGUUCGGCUUAUGACUCCACAUUGGAGGUGUUGGAAUUCCCACAAAUACGUACCGUAGCCAUCAUUGCUGAGGGUAUACCAGAAAAUAUGACACGUAAAUUAAUUGUGGCUGCCGACAAGAAAGGCGUUUCCAUUAUUGGACCCGCUACUGUGGGUGGUGUUAAGCCUGGUUGCUUCAAAAUCGGCAACACCGGUGGUAUGUUGGACAACAUUUUGCACUCAAAACUCUACCGUCCCGGCAGUGUGGCGUAUGUGUCUCGUUCCGGCGGUAUGUCCAACGAAUUGAACAAUAUUGUUUCGAAAGCCACCGAUGGUGUGCUCGAAGGCAUUGCAAUUGGUGGCGAUCGCUACCCGGGCUCCACAUUUAUGGAUCACAUCUUACGCUAUCAGGCCGAUCCAGAGGCUAAGCUGAUCGUGUUGUUGGGUGAGGUGGGCGGCACCGAGGAGUAUGAGGUGUGCGCUGCGCUCAAGGACGGACGCAUAAACAAACCUCUGGUUGCAUGGUGUAUCGGCACUUGUGCUAGUAUGUUCACUUCUGAGGUACAAUUUGGUCAUGCAGGUUCAUGUGCAAACUCAGAUCGCGAGACUGCAUCCGCUAAAAACAAGGCAUUGCGUGAGGCUGGUGCCUAUGUGCCCGACUCUUUCGACUCGUUGGGUGAUCUGAUUCAGCAAGUAUACGCCGAAUUGGUGAAAUCGGGACGUAUCGUUCCUAAAGAGGAAGUACCACCACCAACAGUGCCAAUGGAUUACUCGUGGGCACGUGAAUUGGGAUUAAUUCGUAAGCCUGCCUCCUUUAUGACAUCCAUCUGCGAUGAACGUGGCCAAGAAUUGUUAUACGCCGGCAUGCCCAUUAGUGAAGUGCUCAAUAAGGACGUGGGUAUCGGAGGUGUUGUAUCGCUAUUGUGGUUCCAACGUUGUCUACCACCAUACGUUUGUAAAUUCUUCGAAAUGUGCCUAAUGGUGACUGCUGAUCAUGGACCCGCUGUUUCGGGUGCGCACAACACUAUUGUUUGCGCACGUGCUGGCAAAGACUUGGUAUCUUCAGUAGUCAGUGGCUUGUUAACAAUUGGUGAUCGUUUCGGUGGAGCUCUUGAUGGCUCUGCACGACAAUUUUCUGAGGCUUAUGACUCGAAUUUACAUCCCAUAGAAUUUGUCAAUCAAAUGCGUAAAGAUGGAAAACUGAUUAUGGGUAUUGGUCAUCGUGUCAAAUCCAUAAACAAUCCCGAUGUGCGUGUUAAAAUCAUCAAAGAAUUUGUUUUGGAGAAUUUCCCAUCAGCACCACUACUGCGAUAUGCGCUGGAAGUUGAGAAAAUUACCACAAACAAGAAGCCAAACUUGAUUUUGAAUGUGGAUGGUGUUAUUGCCACCAGUUUUGUGGAUAUGUUGCGCAAUUGUGGUUCGUUUACGAGUGAGGAAGCGCAGGAAUACAUCAACAUCGGUGCAAUUAACUCUCUAUUCGUGCUCGGUCGCAGUAUCGGCUUCAUCGGUCACUACAUGGACCAGAAGCGUCUGAAGCAGGGUCUAUAUCGUCAUCCUUGGGAUGAUAUCUCUUACGUUAUGCCCGAGCAAUUCAAUUAAAUCACUUAGUCGUUUGAGAUUUAGUUGAAUGAUCUAUAACACAUAUUCAAAAGUAAUCGCUUUAUAAUUGUGAACUUAAAUUAUAAUUAUCCCACAUUAAAAGAAAGCUUAAGUACCUUAAUAUGUAUAAAAGCAUAUUUCGUACAUGUGUAUGUACAUACUUAAAAAUAUGUAUAUAGUUAUAUCAACAACACAUGCGUGGUGGGAAUAUGCAUUGCAAUUAUAAUCUCAUUUAUAAACACACAUACACACUCCACUAAGUUUAACUUAAAGUUGUUAACAUUUAAUGAAGAUUAGUAAAGGCAAAAAAAAAUUUACAAUCCAUAUUGAAACUGUUUUAGGUUUAGCAUCUUUCAAGUGCAUUUUUUCUACGUUUUCUUCAUUAAUUUGUGACUUGAUUAAAAAUACUUUCCACACCUGGUUAUAACCCUUUUUUAUAAUUAAUAUACUUAUAAUUAGGUUCAUAUAUGAAGAAGUAUCGGUAUAACACCAUAGAUGUGUGACAUGUAAAUUUGUUUGGAACUUUUGGUAUCAUUGUUUCAGAUUAUAAAAUAAUUUUAUAAACAAGAAAUGAAAUUGUGUAAACCACAAAAUAAUAAAUAAAUAAAUAAUUUGUUUAGGUUAAAUAAAAGCAAUGAAAAUGACUUAUUGUAAAUUAAUUAAAUAUGCUUAUUGAAUUAUUAUAUCCAAAGUGGUAUUUAUUGAACCAACUGUUGUAUAUCAUAAAAUACAUAUGUUAUACGAACUAUUGAAUGUAUGUAUGUAUUGAAUGCACCAUGCACUUGUUAAAGUUAUGUAUUUUUGUAUUCUCAUUAAAUGUUAUGAGAUGAAAUUUAUCCAGAUUGGCGACAGCUGCAAUACGAAGGUCAAAUAAUUAGUCAAAAGAGGAACGUAUAACGUUAUUUCGAUGUGGUAUUGCAGCAACGCUCGCGGGUGUAAACAAAAUUGGUUCCUUUGCACUGAAUUUAUGCACGUGGUUUUUUAAUAAAAGAAAAUAUUGCUAUUCAAAAUGAAUGGAAGCUAAUAUAUAAAAAUUCAUUUAGAAAUAAAUAUGGAGAUUUGGGCGUAAAUAUACGUAAUUAAUAAUAUCGAUCGUAUUUAUAACAAA
Molecule: messenger RNA, 4762 nt
Organism: Bactrocera neohumeralis
Lineage: Eukaryota; Metazoa; Arthropoda; Insecta; Diptera; Tephritidae
Gene: ATPCL
Product: ATP-citrate synthase
Exons: 9
Coding region: 328-3654 (1108 amino acids)
Biological process (GO): citrate metabolic process; acetyl-CoA biosynthetic process; fatty acid biosynthetic process
Cellular component (GO): cytosol
Molecular function (GO): ATP citrate synthase activity
Source: RefSeq, a predicted model, not a curated record